This is a messenger RNA of Sphaeroforma arctica JP610, 1407 nucleotides long. RefSeq lists its product as hypothetical. Lineage: Eukaryota; Ichthyosporea; Ichthyophonida. The transcript has a single exon. The coding region runs from base 1 to 1056 and encodes 351 amino acids. The record is from RefSeq and is a predicted model, not a curated record.
AUGGUAGAAUGGCUAGCUAAUGAGUUGCAAGUCACCACCCCUACAGAUCUCUCAGGAGAGUGUGCACGUGCUGGGAGCGAAUCGGAGGAUGCCCAAGUGGAUGUUGAGCGCAAGGUGAUCAUAGACUACUUCCUGAGAGAGCUGACCAAGCUUGGACGUGUGAAACGAGGUGUAGACCGGCUUGGCGCCUUAUUGACCCAAUGGAAGCAGAGUGGGGGGUACCCCAAGGACAGCCCUUCUAGCGAUAUCAGUGCUCAUGCACUCAGCUGGACAACCGCUGAAAACCCAGCCAAGGUUACAGUGGCGGAGAAGAUCGUCUAUCGCACUGUCCCCUGCACUAUGCCCAUGACCUCAGACGAGCAUGCAGAGUUUGCGCAGUUGAAAGCGGCCGUUGUGAGACUGCGAGAGUGUUCACCUGGGGUGCCACAUAGGGCCAUCCGAGAGUACAUUGCGUCAUAUCUAGUGGAAUCUACGAGUGUAUUUGAUGAUACACUCACAAGAGACGUGAACUUCCCUGGAGUCUCGUCAGGAGGCAAUGGUGAUUGGCAUUCGCAUGCGCCCAUGGAAGGAGUGAACUCAAAGUACCCGUACUUGUCUCAUAGCAACCUUGUGAGGAAGGCUGUGGGUAGGAAUGCACCAGGUAUCACCGCGAGCAUGCACCGUGCAAACAACAAGCUGCGAACCGAACAGAACGAGGCGCGUAUCGAGGCCCUCCGUGUCACAGAUGCGAGAAUUAGCUCCGUGAACGAGAUCUUCUAUGCGUUUGUGGGUUGGGUUUUGGCUUGGUUCUAUCAGUUUCAGAACGACGAUGGCAUGCACUCGCUAAAAUUGGACGGAACAUAUCUCGCUGUAUACGUAGUUGUAGGGUACCUGCUCAAAGCAGUGCUGAACCGGUUUGUAGUGGCGAAUUUGCCUAUCUCAGAUGCUUUGACGGGUGCCCAAGAACCACGCUUGACUGUGCGGGAACUUGGGAAAGAGCUAAAGGUCACACACCCUGAUGCGACCAGUUUCGACUCCAGGGUGUAUAUCACACUAUUCGCUAAUGCGGAGCUCUAGACACGUUUGAAAGGCCACAAGAAUGUGUACUGGAGACCCGACGGCACACUACAUAUACAGACGUGUAUGAUUUAUACUACGAAUCAACUCGCAAACAUGCAUCAACCCGAGUAAACGUACCAAUCGACAAUUGUACAUAGACUAAACACACGCCACCAGAAAAAUCGAGGCACAGCAAUACACUACUGACACGCAUAAAACACAUACAACACACAUAACACACGGGACAAAAAUCUUUGAAGAUAUAACGAAUGCGUCGAGUAUCAAAGACCUGAGAAGAUGACGGGAGAGGAUGGGACCGCUACUUCCGCUCGAUCUGGGCAGCUAUGAUAAAAAAAAGUCACCACUAAC